Messenger RNA from Linum trigynum, 3206 nucleotides. The record is from the annotation of a GenBank genome assembly. NCBI's taxonomy places the organism in Eukaryota, Viridiplantae, Streptophyta, Magnoliopsida, Malpighiales, Linaceae.
AUAUGUCCAUGUCUGCCUGUCUCCCUUCCGUCUCUGUCCGCUUUUUCUUUCUCUUCUCUCUCUCACUAUAUCGCCUCUGAUCUCAACACACAAACGAACAAACUCCACCCCUGCUCUUCCGUCUUUCUUUCUCUCAGAGCCCAGAAAUAUGUCAGCUCCAUUCUAGCAUUUGCUCCCCGCCGCUGUCUGCAGUCCCUUUGCCAAAGAACUCGACUUCGGGAAACAAACGAGAAACAGAGCCUUCCCAAGCAUUCAAUCAUGGGUUCCCAAUCCAAAACUGGGUUGUUUCAAACUCCCACCAAGCCAUCACCAGCAACUCCUAGAGUGAGUAAACUCAACAGGGGAGCAACUAAAUCAGACGCUGAUUCGCCUUCUCCCUUGCAGAGUUCACGCCUCUCCCUGGACCGCUCAUCCCCUGGAUCUGCCAAUUCCAAGCCCACUGCUAAUUCUGCUAUUCGCAGGCCAGCCAAGGCUGCCACACCACCUGAAAAACCACAGGCUCGUGGGGUGCCCGUGAAGGGAUCAGAACUGCAGGCUCAAUUGAGUGCGCUUCAGGAAGAUCUAAAGAAAGCCAAAGAGCAGAUCUCGGCGAUCGAGAAGGAGAAGGAUCAAGCAGUUAACGAGCUGAAAAAUGCUCAGAAGGCAGCUGAAGAGGCAAAUGGUAAGCUACAAGAGGCUUUGGUGGCUCAGAAGCAAGCCGAAGAGGAUUCGGAGAUUGAGAAGUUCCGUGCCCUUGAGCUAGAGCAUGCUGGGAUUGAGGCUGUAACAGUGAAGGAACACGAAUUGCAGAAGGAGAUCGAGUCCGUGAGGGACCAACAUGCACUGGAUGUUGCUACCCUUUUAUCCACUACUCAGGAGCUACAGAGAUUGAAGCAAGAGCUUGUAAUGACGACGGAUGCUAAAAACCAGGCACUUAGUCAUGCUGAUGAUGCUACCAAGAUUGCAGAGAUUCAUGCAGAGAAGAUGGAGAUUCUUUCAACCGAGUUGAACCGAUUGAGAGGUUUGCUUGAUGCCAAGGUUGAGAACGCAGCCAGUGAGAGUAAUAAGAUAGUGUUGGAGCUCAAGGAAGAGAUAAAUUCUUUGAGACACGAGCUUGAGAAAGCGAAAGCUUUUGAGGGUAAGUUGAUGGAGAAAGAGUGUAUUAUAGAACAGCUCAAUGUUGAGGUGGAAGCUGCUAAAAUGGCAGAGUCUUAUGCACACAGUCUAGCUGAGGAAUGGAAGGUUAGGGUUGAGGAGUUGGAGUCUCAAGUUGCUGAAGCAAACAAGCUAGAGAGGUCUGCAUCAGAAUCUCUGUGUUCAGUCAUGAAACAGCUCGAAGGCAACAAUGAUAUGCUGCAUGAUGCAGAGACUGCGAUCAUGGGUCUGAAGGAGAAAGUGGGACUUUUGGAAAUGACGAUAUCGAGGCAGAAAGGAGAUCUUGAUGAGUCAGAACAGCGUGCCAGCCUUGCACAAGAAGAAGCAUCAGGAAUGGUGAAGGCGGUUGAGUCUCUCAAGUCAGAGCUGGAAACAGUGAAGGAAGAGAAGAUACAGGCCCUUAACAAUGAGAAGCUUGCUGCCUCUAGUGUUGAAGGCCUGUUAGAAGAGAAGAACCAACUCAUAACUGAACUAGAGAGCUACAAGGAAGAGGAGGAAAAGACCAAGCGGGCGAUGGAGAGUUUAGCAUCAGCUUUACAUGAAGUGUCUGCUGAAGCCAAGGAAGCCAAAGAGAAACUGUUGUCUAGUGAAACCGACAUUGAAAGCUAUGAGGCGCAGAUAGAAGAUCUUAGAUUAGUCCUCAAGUCAUCGAACGAGAGAUACGAGACCAUGAUGCAUGAUGCAAAACACGAGAUCAAUGUUCUCAAGAGCUCAGUAGAAGAAUCCGAGAAUGAAUUCCAAAAGUCCAAAUCUGAGUGGGAUAUUAAAGAGCAAAACCUCUUGGAUUGUAUGAAGAAGUCAGGUGAAGAAAACACAGCUCUGGAGAAAGAAAUAGACAGGCUGGUCAAUGUGCUGAAGCAUGCGGAAGAAGAAGCUUGUGCUACAAGGGAAGAAGAGGCUCAGUUGAAGAACAGCUUGAAGGAAGUGGAAGCUGAAGCAGUUAUGUUGCAGGAAGCUCUUGGAGAGGCAAAAGCUGAGAGCAUGAAACUGAAGGAGAGUUUACUGGACAAAGAGAAUGAACUACAGAGCAUCCUUCAGGAAAACGAUGAGCUCCACACCAGGGAUACUGAUUCUCUCAAGAGAAUUGAGGAGUUGUCCAGGUUGCUCGAGGAAGCUCAGUCCAACAAGCAAAGUGAGGAUAAUGGUGAGCUUAGUGACAGUGAGAAGGACUAUGAUCUACUCCCGAAGGUGGUUGAGUUCUCUGAAGAGAAUGGACAUGUAGGUGAAGAGAAGCCCAAGAUGGAGCUUCCAGCCCAGCAGCAGAACCAUGAGGGGCCAAUGAAUGGCAACUCACAGGAAGACAGCAAUGGCUCAUUGAAUGAUUCUGCACCUGCUGAAAUGUUUUUCGCCACCGAGACGGAGAAUGGUGGAGAGAAGGGGAAGAAAGAAGAGCGGACAGAUAAAGAAGAUGACACUGUUGAAGUGGAGUUCAAGAUGUGGGAGAGCUGCAGGAUUGAGAAGAAAGAGUUCUCACCGCAGAGAGAGCAGCAUGAACAGGAAUCAUCCUUCAAGGAGGAAGGGGAGUCUAAGGCUGAGGGCGGAGAGAGCUUCGAUAAGCUAAAUGGGUUGUCCUCAACAGAGAACCCAGAUGAUGGUGGGAGCUCACCUACCAAGCAGCUGCAGCCAGAGCAGCUGAAGAAAAAGAAGAAACCUUUGCUUCAUAAGUUUGGAAACCUGCUCAAGAAGAAGAGCACCAGUGCCAGUCCUACUAAUGGUAACACUACUCCCAACCAGUAAAAAAUUAUAACAUGGUCUAUAGUAGAUGAAGUUUAUGGCCUCUGAGUGUUCUGUAUCCUCUUUUUUCCUUUCUUUUAAUGAUCAUUUUUUUCCCUUCAUUUUUUUAUAUUUUGAGUUAGUUUCCAGUGUUCACAAUGAAGAGAAAUGGGGUUUGUAAUCAUCUUCAGUUUUUUUUUCUUUUUUCCCUUCUUCCUCUGUCUUCUCUCUGUUGUUACUGUGGAUCAAAAUGGUGGAGAGAAAGUAUAUUGUAUGGAAUGGAGAUUUUCAUUCAUGUUUCAUCUCUGUUCAUAGUUAAUCACAGUUGUUCUGUACACAAAUUAAUGACUUUCAAGUAG